Alligator mississippiensis (American alligator) is the source of this 4038-nucleotide messenger RNA. It is a transcript of the gene PIGN, whose product is annotated as phosphatidylinositol glycan anchor biosynthesis class N. Gene Ontology annotation, cellular component: endoplasmic reticulum membrane. The transcript is spliced from 24 exons. The record is from RefSeq and is a predicted model, not a curated record. Lineage: Eukaryota; Metazoa; Chordata; Crocodylia; Alligatoridae. Gene Ontology annotation, biological process: GPI anchor biosynthetic process. Gene Ontology annotation, molecular function: mannose-ethanolamine phosphotransferase activity. Bases 123 to 2675 code for a protein of 850 amino acids.
GGGGCGGGGCUGAAAGAAGGCGGAAGUGGAGCCGCCAGGUCUCGCGAGCUGGACGGUGCCGGCAGGGAGAAGGCGGCUGCAGCGCGCGAUGUUCGACUUCCCUUUGAGAGCCACCUGCCACCAUGAAUUUACGACUCUUCAUAGUCACUGGUCUCCUUGUGCACUGUGUGUUCUUGGCCUCUAUUUUUGACAUCUACUUCACUUCUCCUUUGGUUCAUGGCAUGACUCCUCACUAUAAUCCUUUGCCACCACCUGCAAAACGACUAGUGCUCUUUGUUGCGGAUGGUCUGCGAGCAGACUCGUUAUAUGAAAUUGAGGAGGAUGGUAGUCCUAGAGCACCUUAUCUUAGGAAUAUUAUAGAGGACAAAGGGUGCUGGGGAAUAUCUCAUACCCGUGUCCCAACAGAGUCUAGACCAGGACAUGUUGCACUUAUAGCUGGAUUUUAUGAAGAUGUCAGUGCGGUUGCUAAAGGGUGGAAGGAGAACCCUGUGGAAUUUGAUUCAGUUUUCAAUGAAAGUAAAUAUACUUGGAGCUGGGGAAGCCCAGAUAUUUUGCCUAUGUUUGCCAAAGGUGCCAGCGGGGAUCAUGUUUAUACUUACUGUUACACAGCAGAGAAAGAAGACUUUGGAGCAGAAGAUGCAAUGGUACUAGAUACCUGGGUUUUUGACAAUGUUAAGAACUUCUUCCAUGCUGCCAGAAGUAAUCAAACCAUGUUUUCUAAAGUAAAUGAGGAAAAAGUAAUUCUCUUCCUUCAUUUGUUAGGAAUAGAUACAAAUGGACAUGCUCAUCGGCCAAACUCAAGGGAAUAUAAAGAUAAUAUCAGAAAAGUAGAUGAAGGCAUAAAAGAAAUUGUAUCUCUUCUUGAGGAUUUUUAUGGAAAUGAUGGGAAAACUGCCUUUAUUGUAACUUCUGAUCAUGGAAUGACAGAUUGGGGAUCUCAUGGGGCUGGCCAUCCCUCAGAGACUUUAACACCAUUGAUUGCUUGGGGAGCUGGAUUGAAUUAUCCCCAGAGCGUCACAUCUCAAGCCUUUGAGGAUAAUUUUUUGAAAGAAUGGAAACUGGAGAACAGGAAGAGAGUGGAUGUCAACCAGGCUGAUAUUGCCCCAUUGAUGGCUUCUCUUAUUGGUGUUCCCUUUCCGUUAAAUUCUGUGGGAAUUCUGCCUCUGGAAUACUUGAACAACAGUGUUCAUUUUAAAGCUGAGAGCAUGUUUACAAAUGCUGUUCAGAUUCUUGAGCAGUUUAAGGUUAAAAUGACUCAGAAAAAGGAAUCCACAUUAUCAUUUCUAUUUACACCAUUUAAAUUACUUUCAGAUUCUGAACAGAUUGACAUUUUAAGAAAAGCAAGAUCAUACAUACAGAAGGGAAAAUAUAAUGAUGCGAUAUCUCUUUGCAAAACCUUAAUUAUCCUUGCUUUGGAAGGACUGACAUAUUAUCAUACUUACGACAGAUUGUUCCUGGGCAUAAGUAUUGCAAUGGGUUUUGUGGGCUGGACAUCCUAUGUGAUUUUGGUGAUUAUUAAGACACAUACCAAUCUGAUGAGGACUGUCCAGAAUAAUAAGGCAUCUUCUGUUUUUGCAUAUGGCUUUUCAGCUGUUGGCAUAUUUAUAGCUUUUUUUCUGCUGAUUCAAGCAUAUCCUUGGACCUAUUAUAUAUAUUGUCUGUUACCAGUACCAGUUUGGUAUGCUGUUGUGAGAGAAUUCCCAGUGAUUCAGGAUCUUGUAACACUACUCUUGACAUUUCCUCUGCAUCAGUCUAUUGGAUUCCUAUUCGUUUGUGCCCUGGGAAUUGAAAUAUUAGUUUUCAGCUUCUUCUACCGUUCUACACUCACUGUUGGUCUCAUCAUUUUUGCUGGCUGGCCAGUGAUCACACAGCUAUGGGCUCAAGCAAAGAUAACAGCAGUAAGCUGGACUCUCUUAUGUUGGCUUCUGGCAAUGUUUCCCUUGAUGCCUGUUGUCGGAAGAGAACCAAAUAUUUCUCUGGUAUUCACAGAUUGUAGAGUCAGAAGGGACCACGAAGGAUCAUCGUGUCCAACCCUCUGCCCCAGGCAGGAAAGAGGACUGAGAACAGCAGCGGGUUUGUUGAUUCUCCUUAUAUCUGUCUCCUCUCUUCCAUCUCUUUGGAAAAGCAAAAAUAAAAAUGUGCAUCACAAAGAUCUGGCAAUACUUCUUUUUCAGAUGCUGAGCAUAGCACUUUCAAUUUAUGUUGUGAACACUACUCACAGCAGUCUUCAGCACAAGCAGGGACUGCCUGUAAUUAAUCAAAUUGUCAGUUGGACAAUUCUAGCCUCCUCCUUGGUAGUGCCAUUAUUGAGCCCCACAUUUCUCUUCCAGCGAUUGCUCAGCAUACUGCUCUCCUUGAUGUCAACCUAUCUGCUCCUCAGCACUGGAUAUGAAGCUCUCUUUCCAUUGGUGUUAUCUGGGUUGAUGUUUGCAUGGAUCAAUAUGGAACAAGAAACCCUACAGUACUAUGGUCUUUCACUCAAACCAAAGGAAUGGAUCACUGAUGAUAACAGUACAGAUUUGUUGCAAGGAUGCAUAGGAAUGUGCCAGAGUCUUUUAGAGGGGAAAGGUACAGCACUGAAUUUUCUCUGCCUUUGUAAUUUAUCAGUAGUUAAUCUAGCAGCAGCAUGGUACCAUGUUGAGCUACAAACUGGGAGAGCAGAUUUUGGGGAUUAAUAAAUUAUUAGUCAGGAAGAAUAGUCAGGGGCUGAAAUUGCAGCAGAAGCAUUUGCAAGAGCUGACCUAGCAAUUAUUGUAUUUCUUUCUUAUUUUCCUUACUUGUAGCCAUGUCAUUUUAAAACUUCAGAUACACCAAUAUUUACUGAGCUGAGGCUAACUAUUAGAAAUGAAAAUGGGAAAUAAUUGCUUUUUAUUUACAUAACUUAACAAGCUGAGGCUCCUAUAUAUCAUGCAGGUCUGCUUCAUUAAGUCCUAAAUAAUAGAAAUGGAAGCACAAUAUGAAAGAUGCAUGGUUAGGAUUCUGCUUAUGAGGCUAUAAUUGUGGCAGGAUGUUAUCAGUGAAGGAUGUUCAGUUCGGGAUUCACUUCAUAUUGGUAGUCUAACAGAGGCCUAAUUUCUUGACCUGUUGGGUACCAUACUAAAGCAUUUUGUAUAUUUUUGCUUGAAGGAUGGUAUUAAUUUUUGUUGAGGAAGUUUUGGUAUUUGCUUGUAGUUUUGAGGCUUUUAAAGUCUUUUUUAUAGUAUGUAUACACUCCAAAACAAAUACAAUAAGGAACAUUAUAAUACCAUAUUUACUUGAAGUUAAGACAAGGUAUUUUCCACCAAUCAGCAUGGGGAGUGGGGGGAAGCUUUUUGUCUUGCAUUUGGGUAAAAGAAAACCUCAUUAAAUAUGUUGUCUGUCAUUAAACUGCUGCCAAAUACAGCAUGUGCUCAGUAAUAGAAACCAACUAUAAAGCUGAUUAAAUGCAGCCAACACAGAGUAUGACUAUAAAACACCCAGAUUGGGCAAACAUACAGAUGGGAAUUUACCACAAGGGUAGGUUAGUACAGCUUAUUUAAAUAUGAUACAGGGUAUUGUCCAUUACGCUCAGUCUCUCUCAUUGUCGACUCUCUUUAAAAUCAUGGUGAGUCACUACACUGAAUGUAUUUUGACUUCCUUUUCACUUUCUUCCCAUUUCCAGCAAUUUCUGUUUCUUCACCAGCCUUAAAUGACUGGCAAACAUCAUGAAACAGGGACCCAAACAGUUCACCCAAAAUCCUUCCGUCACCCCCUCUCUUAGCCUGUCACAUAUGGAGGAUGGGGCCACAUUAAUCAUGAGAUGAAGCUAGCCCAGGUUGCUGUAUGCCUCAUCUGCAUAUACAUUUUUAGAGGAUCCCAGGACUCAUGCCAAGAACACUUGAUUCUAGUCAUGAGUGGGGGCUAAUUAGCACAUGGAUCCUUUGUGGGGCACGUAUCAGGAGUACACACACAUACUGAGCAGUGUUGAGCUAUGAGGUCACCGUGCCUUGAAAUGCUGUUGGCUCUGUUGGGGCCCAGCCCAGUAAACUAUAAUAAAUCACAAGCGUUUUGGCCUUGGGC